This is a messenger RNA of Anthostomella pinea, 3501 nucleotides long. The record is from the annotation of a GenBank genome assembly. Lineage: Eukaryota; Fungi; Ascomycota; Sordariomycetes; Xylariales; Xylariaceae.
AUGGAUCAGUACCAAUACCCCUCGAGCACGCGAGGUGUCCCUGCUCCUCCGCCAACCGGUGCCGCCGAGAAGUCAAGCCAGCUGCUGAUCCGCGACUAUCCUCACCGAGCAAUCGCCAUUGUGACGGGGAGCCACGCCCUAAUAUUCCGAUACAGCCCUACCACGAGCGAAGCAAUUGCAGAUGGCUCGCUCGCAUCCGUCGCCUCGUCCCGAGCCCGCGCCAGCAACGAAGGUCCCACGUCGAAAUGCAUGGUCGAAUUUACACCCGCAUCGAGGCAGCUGCUCAACGAUUUCCGACCUCUGAUCCCUCGCCCGAUCUUUGGCACGCUGGGGCUCAUCUCCAUCAACCGGGAUGUCUUCCUGUGCGUGAUAACACAUGCAACGCGAGUUGCGACACUGCGACCUGGCGAGACGGUCGAGAAGAUUGCUAGUGUCGAGUUCUUUUGCCUGAACAGCGCCGACUACGAUCAUGUCAUCUCUCUGAACCCAUAUGAUGGCGAGCUUUCCGACCCUGCGGCAGCCUACGGCCAGAACCUCGGUCGGAGGGAAGGCGAGGUAGAAUACCCGUACCAAGAGCUGCAGAAGUUGUUGAGCAAUGGGAGCUUCUAUUACAGCACGGAUUUCGAUCUGACCAACCGGUUGCAAGACAGGCCCGUCGACUCGGCAACCUUUGAUAUAGACAACUUCGAUGAUUCCUUUCUAUGGAACUCGUUUAUGAUCAGCCCUCUUGUCAAGUUCCGAUCGCGACUAGUGGCACACGAGCGUGAGGCUCUCGAUGCUUCCCGAAUCCUGACUUCCGCUAUACGUGGAUUCUGCUUGACCAUGACGAUACCCCAGUCGGCAGCACCGCUGCGAGGUGCCAACUCCGGUCUGCCUUCGUUUUUGACCGUCGUUUCUCGUUUGUCGUGUAGAAGGGCAGGAACCCGUUUUAACAGUCGAGGUAUCGACGAUGAAGGCCACGUGGCAAACUUCGUCGAGACCGAAACGAUCUACUGGAGCCCGUCAGGUGUUCUCUUCUCCUACGCGCAGGUUCGCGGCUCAGUGCCAGUAUUUUGGGAACAGACCGCUGGGCUUAUCCCUGGCCAGCAAAAGAUCUCAGUUACGCGGUCGGCCGAUGGGACCCAACCAGCAUUUGACAGACACUUCGAUGAACUGGAACAGUCAUAUGGAGCAGUUCACAUCGUCAACCUGCUCAGCGAGUCUAAACCUGGGGAAGCAGAGCUCACAAAUCUAUACCACUAUGGCGUGCAGCACUGUCCCCUCAGCCGUCACAAUGACAAGCAGGCAUCUGACCAUGCCUUAUUGCGGGAAACGGACUACGAUUUUCAUGCGGAAACGAAGGCUGCCGGCUAUGAAGCUGCCAGGGAGAUUCGGCGAUAUAUUGAGCAUUCUGCCGAUGGCUUUGCAUACUAUCUCGCGGAGCAAACGGAUGAUGCAGAUGAUGUCGCAGACAAGCCGAAAAGUCAGCCCCGGGUAGUUGUUGUCCUGCAGCAAGAAGGCGUCUUCCGCACCAAUUGCUUGGACUGUUUAGACAGGACAAACCUAAUACAGACACUGAUCUCGCAGAUGGCUGUCGAGGCAUUUCUGAGCCAUCGAGCUGAAUACGCUGCGUCAGACUUCUGGGUGCGGCAUUCCACUCUCUGGGCUGAUAAUGGUGAUGCGCUUUCGAGAAUAUAUGCUGGAACAGGCGCUCUAAAGUCGUCAUUCACAAGACAUGGCAAGAUGUCGUUGGCUGGCGCUUUUGCAGACGCGCGGAAAAGUGCAACAAGACUCUACAUCAACAAUUUCACCGACAAAGCAAGACAGAACACAAUCGACAUGCUUCUGGGGCGGUUGGUCGGUCAAGCCCCUGUACAUCUGUUUGACCCUAUAAGUGAUUUCGUCUCUGUUGAGCUCAGCAAGCGAAGCCCCGAGUAUUCUUCAACCGAGUCCAUUACCAUGUGGGUUGGUACUUUCAACCUGAAUGGACGCACUACCGGGAUCAACGAUGAUCUGUCUUCCUGGCUCUGGCCACAAGAACUAGGUUCUCAAGAGCCUGACAUCGUGACUGUUGGGUUUCAAGAGAUCGUUGAGCUGAGUGCUCAGCAGAUCAUGAAUAGCGACCCUAGUCGGAAGCAGGAAUGGGAACGGGGUAUCAAAAAGACUCUGAACGCCCGCGCCAAAGCAACAGGGAAAGAGAAAUAUGUGCUACUCCGCAGCGGCCAACUAGUCGGUGCCGCCCUAUGCAUCUUCGUCAAAGCAUCAGCUCUCCCCAAGAUCAAGAAUGUGGAGGGUAGUGUCAAGAAGACUGGCAUGUCGGGCAUCGCGGGGAACAAGGGCGCGGUUGCUAUCAGAAUGGAGUAUGCGAAUACCCAAAUAUGCUUUGUUACGGCCCAUUUGGCUGCCGGCUUUGCCAACUAUGAUGAGCGGAACAGAGAUUAUGCCACAAUCCACCAUGGGCUGCGUUUCCAGAGGAACAGAGGCAUUGAUGAUCAUGAUACCGUCAUCUGGCUUGGGGAUUUCAACUACCGUAUCGGGCUGUCUCAUGAAAGGGCCAUGGACCUUGCUAAGAGAAAGGACCUGGAGAAGCUCUAUGAAAAUGAUCAGUUAAAUCUGCAGAUGGUUGCUGGUCUUUCUUUCCCGUACUAUUCCGAAGCUAGGAUUACCUUUAUGCCAACGUACAAGUACGAUAUAGGCACGGACAGCUUCGACACUUCUGAAAAAGCACGCAUCCCUGCUUGGACUGAUCGUAUCUUACGAAAAGGCACCAACAUCAGGCAAUUAUCAUACAACUCCGCCCCUCUCCGAUUUUCAGAUCAUCGACCAGUGUAUGCAACAUUCCAGUGUACGGUAAACAUUGUCGACGAGGCUCUUCGAGAGCACAUUAGCCGCCAACUCUACGAACGCCGCAAGGCGGAGGUGGGCCACACGACGGUAACCCUCGACAGCGAAUACUCGGAAGAUGAUGAAGACCUCAUUGGGUAUGAUCCGAUCGAACCAGGUCUUCCGCCCGCGAGUUCCGACCAGCAGAGGUGGUGGCUUGACAACGGCAAGAUGGCGAAGUCCACAAUCGCUCCGCCAAAGUCUAGCAACGGAAAGCUCGAUGACUCUGCAAUGACAUUGAACCCCAAUCGUCCCUCAAAUCCGUUUAACAUCACGGAAGAGCCUGAUUGGGUUGCAGUGCCACGAGCCAGUUCAAGGCUCUCCUCAUUCUCUAGCAUGUCCAGUUCGCCGUACGAGCAUGUCAACCACUCUACACUCCUUUCGACCUCUGCCUCCAGCUCGGCGCCUAGGAAGCUGCCGCCGCCAUAUGAUCCUUCAUCGUUGCCCGCUAAGGUCGGGCGCGAGCCCACAGCCCAUUUCGUGGGCAUCGAGAUCUGCUACCCUACCUCCACCGCAGUCCAGAGCAGUAUCUACAUCCUCACAAACGUCGAACAAAUCCAGGACGCCUCCAACAGUGGCUCAAAAGCCCGCCCACCUCACAUCUACCUCGCCGGCUACCAGCCCCUCCCUGCCAGAUAG